AUGGCGCUGACGGCUCAAACUACAGUUCCCAGCACGCUCCGCGCCACCUGGGAGCACGCGCUCAAGCAGGGCUGUAAGGAGGACUGCCGCUCCUGUCGUCCCCUGCGGGCGGCCAGCAUACCGUCCCGCGUUUGCCUCGGUCUCCGCCCCCCACCCCGAGCCGUGGACAUGGAAGUGGACGCUGGCUCUGUGGUCUCGGUGCUGUCGAGCGGGGAUGGAGCAGGUGCGGGCCCGGCCGAUGAGGACCGGGAGAUGGAGGGGGCUCCCAGCUGUUCAGGGUCGCGCUCUCUCCCCUUCCAGUUCGAGCGAAGCCGCUCGGAGUCCAGCGGCGAUGAAGACGACGACGAAGACGACGAAGAAGAAGAGAUGGAAGAAGAGGAGCUCGAGGGGGAUUCUGGGGCACGGUUCGGGACGGACGACGGGGAGCUCGACUCGGACGACGACCGUGAGGUAAGGGCGAGGGAGAGGCGGAUGAUAAACCUCGCAGACUUGAUCCCUUACAUUCUGUGUUCCAUUUGCAAAGGUUACUUUAUCGAUGCUACAACUAUUACAGAGUGCCUGCACACCUUUUGUAAAAGCUGCAUAGUGAGACACUUCUACUAUAGCAACAGAUGUCCAAAAUGCAAUAUCGUCGUCCAUCAGACACAGCCCCUUUAUAAUAUCAGACUGGACCGGCAGCUGCAAGACAUAGUCUAUAAAUUAGUUGUCAAUUUGGAAGAAAGAGAGAAGAAACAAAUGCAUGACUUCUAUAAGGAAAGAGGAUUAGAAGUGCCCAAACCAGCUGUCCCACAGCCAGUUCCAGUGAGCAGAGGAAGACCUCGAAAAGUUCUGGGCUCUGUGUUCCGGAUCCCACCAGAGCUUGACAUCUCCAUACUUCUGGAGUUCAUUGGAGCUGAUGAAGGCACAGGGAAUUUUAAGCCUUUGGAAAAGAAGUUUGUCCGUGUUUCAGGGGAGGCAACAAUUGGACAUGUGGAGAAAUUCCUCAGAAGAAAAAUGGAUCUGGACCCUACUUGUCAGGUGGACAUAAUAUGCGGUGAUCAUCUGCUGGAACACUACCAGACACUGAGGGAAAUUCGUCAAGCCAUAGGAGAAAGUGCAGUGCAGGAUGGUUUACUUGUACUGCACUAUGGCCUGGUAGUAUCUCCACUACCUAUAACUUAA
Molecule: messenger RNA, 1161 nt
Organism: Indicator indicator
Lineage: Eukaryota; Metazoa; Chordata; Aves; Piciformes; Indicatoridae
Gene: PCGF6
Product: polycomb group ring finger 6
Exons: 10
Coding region: 1-1161 (386 amino acids)
Biological process (GO): regulation of transcription by RNA polymerase II
Cellular component (GO): PRC1 complex
Source: RefSeq, a predicted model, not a curated record